Molecule: messenger RNA, 4749 nt
Organism: Bufo bufo (common toad)
Lineage: Eukaryota; Metazoa; Chordata; Amphibia; Anura; Bufonidae
Gene: PBX3
Product: PBX homeobox 3
Exons: 9
Coding region: 1418-2719 (433 amino acids)
Biological process (GO): embryonic organ development; animal organ morphogenesis; eye development
Cellular component (GO): nucleus
Molecular function (GO): DNA-binding transcription factor activity, RNA polymerase II-specific; RNA polymerase II cis-regulatory region sequence-specific DNA binding
Source: RefSeq, a predicted model, not a curated record
CUUCGCUGGCGGGCGGGGACGGGAGAAGGGGGUUCUGAGGGAAGCUGCGCUCCCCCCCCUUCUCCUCCUCCUCCUCCUCCCGGGGCCGAAGACACGGGGAGGGAGGAGCCUGCCUCCAUUAUUUAUAUUUUGUCUCCCUUUUUAUUUCCUCCCCUCCUUCAAAGUCUGACACGUCCGCAGUGAGUGAGUGGCGUUGGCAGCCUGUCAAUCCGUCACCGGGGCCGGCAGCAGCAGCGUAAAGCGGGGCAAGCAGCCGGAGCCAUAAAUCCCGCCCGGGAGAGCCCCGACUACCGGCCCCCCAUCCAUCUCUCCCUCAUCAGCCCCUCAGCCGCCGCCGAGGAGGAAAAAACUUUUUUGAUUGCUGCUCUGAGGCAUCAUCAUCAUCACCGUCCCCAUCUGACUGGGCACCUUAACCAUUUCUAUCACCUCUCCGGCUCCUGUCAUCAAUACUGGGCGCUGCUCCCCCACCCGCCCCCAACUUCUUCUUCUUCUUCCCUGAGACUUUCUUUUGAUGCAUCUUAUUUCUUGUCUUUUUUUUUUUUUUCAAUAAUCCCUCAUUUAUUUUAUUGGCGGUGAUCAGCGAGGAGCUGCGGCGACUACUACUCCUCUAACUACUACUACUCCUCCAUCAUCGGGCACUGAUUUAUGUCCUGGACGCGGACAGAUCGGGACUGAAAAGCAAGGACCGAGGCGAUGUGAGGAGCCCCGACGCCUUCUUCUGACUCCGUGACAUCGAUCACCAUCUGGGGGGAAAUGAGCUGGGAAUAAUUGACUUUAUUUAUUUUUUUUUUUUGACAUUUUUACAAAAAAAAAACAUAUAUAUAUUUUUUUUAGGAUUUCUUUCUUGGAAUAAAGCUUUGAAAAUCAAGGUGAUUUCUUAUGCAAGGACUGUCCUAGAAGAAAAAGUGCGUCUUCUCCUGCAGAGCAUCCUUUCCUUCAAGAUCUCGGAGUGGGUCUUGCAUUGACAGAAGGGGGGGGGGAGGAAAAAAAAAAAAAUUUUGCAAAAAAACUGAUUUCCACUUGUGACUUGAAUAGCUUUUGCUUACUCGUGUCCUGAUGGGAUGAAUCGGAAGCGGCCUUGGCAAAGCUAAAGAAGCAGGGACCUUUGACCUUUCAUGAGACCCCCAGAAUUUUGUCGCAUUUGCAGCGUGCGGUGGAAUAAAUUGGCACUGGAAAUAGACCCCCAGAAGCAGAAUUUUGUCUAGACGAGGCGUUACUUUCUAUCAGUUUUUUUUUUUUCCGGAUGGAGUGAAGAACUGUAUUUAGACACCUUCUUUGCCAGUCAGUGCACGGGAAUUUACUCUUCGUUGUCACUGUUGAUGUGCGGGGCACUGACCCCCCAAGCGGUUGUGCCCCCGACUGUGAGGUCGUCUCCUCGCAGUCUAGAUUUCCAUUGAUUUCGGCUGCGUAGAGGAGUAUGGACGAGCAGACCAGGAUGCUGCAGACUUUGGCCGGGGUGAACAUGGCCGGUCACUCGGUACAGGGGGGGAUGACUUUACCUCCUCCCCACGGACACGACGGGACCGAUGGGGACGGCAGGAAGCAGGACAUUGGCGACAUCCUGCACCAGAUCAUGACCAUCACUGAUCAGAGCCUGGACGAGGCACAAGCAAAGAAGCAUGCACUGAACUGCCAUAGGAUGAAGCCGGCCCUCUUCAGUGUUCUGUGUGAAAUCAAAGAGAAAACAGGUCUCAGCAUCCGAGGGGCACAGGAAGAAGAUCCCCCAGACCCACAGCUCAUGAGGCUGGACAACAUGUUGCUGGCAGAAGGCGUAUCUGGACCGGAGAAAGGAACCGGAGCUGCAGCCGCCGCAGCGGCGGCGGCAGCGUCAGGCGGGACCUCAGACAACUCAAUAGAACAUUCCGACUACAGAGCCAAACUCAGCCAGAUCCGACAGAUUUACCACACAGAACUGGAGAAAUACGAGCAGGCAUGCAAUGAAUUUACAACCCACGUGAUGAAUCUUCUGAGAGAGCAAAGCCGGACGCGCCCCAUCUCCCCCAAAGAAAUCGAAAGGAUGGUGGGCAUUAUCCACAGGAAGUUCAGCUCCAUCCAAAUGCAACUGAAACAAAGCACCUGCGAAGCUGUCAUGAUCUUGAGGUCGAGGUUUCUCGAUGCCAGGAGAAAAAGACGUAACUUCAGUAAACAGGCCACAGAGAUCCUAAAUGAGUACUUCUACUCCCACCUCAGCAACCCUUACCCAAGCGAGGAAGCCAAAGAGGAGCUGGCGAAGAAAUGCAGUAUCACAGUGUCACAGGUAUCCAACUGGUUCGGGAACAAGCGAAUCAGGUACAAGAAAAACAUCGGCAAGUUUCAGGAAGAGGCAAACCUGUACGCAGCCAAGACGGCCGUGAACGCAGCUCAUGCAGUGGCCGCCGCCGUUCAGAACAACCAGACCAGCUCCCCCACUACGCCAAAUUCCGGUUCUUCUGGUUCUUUUAAUCUCCCAAAUUCAGGCGACAUGUACAUGAAUAUGCAGAGUCUGAAUGGGGAUUCUUACCAAGGGGCCCAAGUUGGAGCCAAUGUGCAAUCACAGGUGGAUACCCUUCGUCAUGUUAUCAAUCAGACGGGCGGAUACAGUGAUGCCUUGGGAGGGAAUUCACUGUACAGUCCACAUCACCUAACUGCUAAUGGAGGGUGGCAUGAGGCGGCAACCCCUUCUUCUGUCACCUCCCCAACAGAAGGGCCCGGCAGCGUGAACUCUGAUACCUCUAACUGAGUGACCCCUCAUAAAACUGUGCAGUCCCAGCUCUCUGGAGGGAUAAGGCAUCAUGUUAGGUCUUUAUUCAACACUUCGUUAAGCAGAUACCCAGCUCUGAGGAAGAAGAAGACCUUCACCUUCCGAUAAAUCUUCUUCUCCAGCUCAUUGGUGCUGCUUUGCCUGUUUCAAAUAAGGACCCGCACACAGCCGCAUUGUACGUCCCAGCUGAGACAAGCUGCUGGAUUCCAGUACAUCAGAAUUUUUCUUUUCUUUUUUGCUUAAUCACCACUUUGAAAGCACUUUAUCUAAUCGGGCCAAGAUCUGAGUUAGAAUCUGUGAAACGGUCUCCACGUCCCAUCGGCACUUUUUAAUCAACGGCUCAUCUGAAGGAAUGAAGUAGCAGCUUUAAGGAGAAACGUUUGCAUGUUUGCCUAGAGUAUCUGGGGUUACAGUGAAGAGACAUUCUGAUGAUGAUGAUGAUGAUUUUUUUCUUCUUGCUCGUUUUCCUAUAGGACACAUCAAAAGCUCUGUUGAUCUGUGAAGAUGCAUCCACUUCUACAGGGAAAAAAAAAAAUCUUCACAUGCUGUUAAUGAAUUAUCUCACCGGAUGGACUCUUUAAUCAAGCCCUUUCAUGUUGUCAUCUGUCGGCCACAUUUCCAAUUUUUUUUUAUUUUAUUUCAGAAUUCAAAAACAAAUAAAAUAAAAAAUCUCUGUAAACAGUUUGUAGGGCAUUGUCUAAAAAUUAGGGUAACACAAUUGGGGGCAAAUUAUGUAAUAGGAAUAUCUCUGUUACACAUCACAUUCCGGUUCAUGAUAGGAAAAGAAGUGACAUCGGGUCCCAUAACAACAAACCAAAGAAACUUUAAAAUCACAAUAUGAAAUUUGUUUUUGUUUUUUCUCCAUAUGUCAUUUAAAAGCUAUACAGAGGGCUUUUUUAUUUUUUAUUUUUUUUUACAUAUAUUAUAGCUAAUGAUUUUUUUUUUUUUUGUGGUUUGCUAUUAUUAAGCAAAUGCAUCUUCAACGGAGUCUCCUCCAGUAAUGCAGUAACUUUUUGGUUCUUAUUAGCCUUUCCCAACCUUGUAAAUAACCCUUUCCGUGGCAGAGGAUGACGGGAAAGGGAUUGAAUCCCCAAUGUGGUGUUUUACAGCAACGGGUUAAAUGCUGUAUAAUGAAUUUCUCAAAAUCUGCCCUUUCUUGUGGCAAUUAAAAACAAAACAAAAAAAAACACUGUAUAUAUUGUAGCAAAAGAGAAUUUAUACAUGGUCACCGAACGAAACUGCUUUAUUUACCUCAUAAAAACUCAUAGGAGCCAACAGACAUGUCACAUGUAGAUUAGUCUGCCCACCUACUACCUCUGAAUAUCAUGCGUAGUACGUCUAACUUUCUAUCAUCGUGUGAUUACAACAGCAGAUUGGGCCACGGUGCCUCUGGAUCAUGCUGGAAUCUAUAGUAGUGCCAUAAUAUUGUAAAUAAAAUAUAAAACAGUAAAUUUUACAAAUUCAAACCAAGCAACAGCAUAAAAUAAUGACACCAAUAUUUCUAAAGGGAAUGUCUCAUGAAAAAAUGACUAUUUAAAUCAUUUUUUUUAAUUAAUUUUUUUACUUUUGUACAUCAUUUUUGUAUUAUUUUUGGAGGUGAUUUUUCAUAUUUUAUGUUUAUAUAUAGAGGCUGACAUUACCUGUUUUCUGCAACUCAUGUAUCAUCUUUUGUUAUAUGGCCAGGGUCAACGGGGGACGAGGAACUUAGGGGGAGAUUUAUUAUCUCCCUAUGCCAUUUUUCUGGCCAAAAACAAAUAAGUCAUAGACUUCGUGUUUGCAACUUUUUAAAAUCUACUGUGACCAAACGUAUUCGCAAGUGGUGCUUCUACGCUGCUCUCUGAGAAGGAGGCAUGGUGAGGUAGAGACACGGACUUCCUGCGCCAAGUCAUAAAUUAAAGGCUAUCUACACCUUCAGAGGCAAUUUUUGUUUAUGAUUGCAUUUUAGUCAUUUUUGGCAAAAAAUUAUAUUUUUGAUUGGCCUUUAUUAAAAAUAUUGAGCCAUUCUGUCA